This is a messenger RNA of Struthio camelus australis, 3928 nucleotides long. Lineage: Eukaryota; Metazoa; Chordata; Aves; Struthioniformes; Struthionidae. The record is from RefSeq and is a predicted model, not a curated record.
AAAAGUUCUUCCACCUCCAUCCAACCUAGACUUUUCAUUUGUCCAAAUCUGCACCCUGAACUGGACGUGGACAGCCCCGGAGAACGUCAGCAGUAGCUGCAAUCUGGAAUACUCCAGUGACAUCGUCAUCAAUGAGGUCCCGCAGGACAAAAGAGAAUGGAGUAAAAGUCUCUUCCGUGUGACUGAUAUGUUCCUGAGUGAGGAGAUGCGUUUCAAAGUGAGAAGUGAAUGCAAGUAUGAUAACACAAGUGAGCCAAGCAGAUGGGUGGAGACUUCUGUUCGGCCAAAAGGUGUUCUGGGUACUGCUGCUAUGGACUUGGAGUGCAUCUGGCACAAUUUGGAGUAUAUGGAUUGUAGGUGGUUUGCUGGGAAGAACGCACGUAGUGAUACCAAGUAUACUUUGUUCUACUGGUAUGAUGGCUUGAAAAGUCCUAAGAAGUGCAGCAAUUAUUCUGUGCAUGAAAGAAUCUUUGGAUGCAUUUUCAAUCUGACCUUCCCAAAGGUCACCAAUACUUAUCCAACUAUCAGUAUUUUGAUUAAAGGUGAUUCGGAGGAAAUUAGGCCUGUGUGUGCAAGUAAAAAUCCUACCACCCUUGUAAAACCUGCUACCCCCAAAACAGUUAGACUAUCAAAGGUUAACAAUGACAUACAUCUAGAAUGGAGCAAAUCAGACACCUUUCCAGCAAAUUGUCUAUAUUAUGAAGUGAAGUACCACAAUAGUGAUCUGAACACACCUCAGAUAAUUAAAGUUGAAUAUAAUCAUACUUCAAUUCCCAGUGUUGAUCCUAAUACCAAGUACACCUUCAGUGUGAGAGCAAAACCAAAGCCCGAGUGCUACAGCAGCAAGCUCCAUAGUGACUGGAGUGAAGAAAAGAGUAUUGGUAAAAAGCCAGACUCUACACUCUAUUUUGUUUUAAUAAUCACCAUUCCAUUAAUAGUAGCAGUAUCUACGAUAAUUCUACUUUUUUACCUAAAAAGGCUGAAGAUAUUAAUCCUUCCACCAAUUCCUGACCCUCGAGAAAUUCUUAAGCGUAUGUUUGGAGAGCAGAAUGAGGAUUCCCAGACCUGUGCAAAAGAUGAUUCUGUGAACGCUUACAACAGGUUAAUUAAGGAAGAAGAAAUUCAUUCUUUAGUUUUAACAGAAACUCUAGAGUGCUCUUAUUCUGAAAAUGAAAACCGAUAAACUGUCAUUACCAACGAAAGAUGAGGAAAGACUUUUCUUCAUGCUCCCUUACCUCAGGUGACAACAUAGAUGUGAACUGGCCUGCAAGACAUUCACCAGCUUACUGAGUCCUUCCUGAACCUUCUCAUUUGUUAGAUGCUCAGAAGAAACAUCACUGACAUUGGCCAUUCCUCCAUCUCUGCUAGAAAUACUCAUCUUGGAUCUUUCAAGAUGAGCGUGUACAUAAAUUUCAUCUGUUGACUGCAUUGCAGCAUCUCUCAUCCUGGCACAGGCCAGCUCUGACCUGCCGCCUGUUGUUUACACUCCUGUUUGUGCCUCCUGUUAGACUCUAAACGGACUUUUUUUGGAGCAGGCGCUGUGACUUCGCUGAAGUACGCGAUUCUGUUUUGCAGCAGGUGAGACAUGGCUCAUUACUGCUACUAUGUGGAAGCGCUGCCAGAGAGGAUGCCGGAGCAGAUGCAUCAUUUGUGAAUGGCCUCUUCCCCAGUGGCUGGGCAGGGUGCUGGGUGCUUUCCAGAGGACAUUUAUGAUCUUCAGAAGGUUCUGGUUGAUAUGCUUCAGCUGUGGACUGAUCAAAACCAAUAAAAGAGAGGGGUUUUUUUCUUUAAAAGUGUAUAUGAAAAUCCUCUUCACCUUCCAGUGGUGUUCAGACUAUUCAUAAAACAGCUUUACUUUUUUUGUAUUAUUUUAUUAUCCUUUCAAGUGCCUGUCCUCAGGCCUUUUACCUUGCCUCCAUGAACUAUUUGAGUUAAUUAUACUUUGUUUUAAAUGAUAAAUAGGAUUCUUUACCUGUGUUGUGCUGUGGCUGAUGACUCUGUAUUGAAUCUCACCUGACCAUGAUUCUACUUUGGCCAUAUUGGCCUGAAAUCAUCUGAAUUUGGAAGCUAAGUCAUCCUGAGUCUGUCUAGCAAAAUUACCAGAUAGUGGAUACGUGAGUCUAAGGAGCCAUGGCCUCAUGCUUAGCACAUGCUAAACCACAGAAACUGAAUGAAUUCAAAGACUUUAAGACCCAUCCUCACUGCUGAGCUGAUGGGUUUGGUGAAAGAGGGGAUGAAAACCCCAGCUUACUUUCUGGGGGGCAAGCUUUAUUCUUUCUCUAAUGAUGAGGCUGUGAUUUGAACUUCCUCUCUUGGAACUCGGCAAUUUAAAAGUAAGGUGCUGAUUUGACUUUUUCAUGUUUUUGUCCUACGUUUGCUGCAGCAGCUGAUUUUUUUCUUUUUUUUUUUUUUGUCUUCUAAAUCGCAAAUUGGUUGGUUCAUUUUCCUCAUGGUUUCAUUUGGAAGUGCUUUACCCAGCAGAGUUCAACGGAAGGUUUCUGGCACAACUGUGAAAUUGCUCUGCUCGCAAUUGUGAGCGCUAGUCUGUACCCUGUGCUGCAAGGAUGUUAACAGCAGCACCUUGACUGGGCUCUGACAAGGGAGGUAGAAACUAAUGGGGAGAAGGGGAUUUGUGCAGGCUGGUUAUAGUCAGCAGUUCAGGAAUUGCUUGCUCCUCACAGUUUUCCGUGCAGGAAAGUGCGUGCAAGUUGAGACCGGCAAUCUCAGCAGCCUGGGAGCAGAUCCCCCCCCGAAGUUUGCUAAGGACAACUUCUCUCGCCACUAACUUAGCUUUUACAAGGCAGCUCUGUCCUCAAAUUGGGUUCAGUCAAAAAUCUGAAGGGAAGUACUACUUUUUUUGGAACAUCCUGUGCUGUGAGAAGUGGGACUGGAGGAGCUUGGCCUUUCAGCUACAAAUGUGCAUCCCCUACCCCCUCUGUGUUCCCUGUCUUAAUAAAUCCAGUUACUUUCCCUCGAGCCUGUCAAAAAUAAUUGCCCCCACAUCUCUCGCCUACCUCUAGCGACUGGUGGUAGAACUGGGAGGAGAAAUGUAGCAGAACUAAGAGGCCACAUAGGAGCUUAUAUCUUUUACUUAAAAUCAGGCUCCAAAAAAAGACACGAGAAUUGGUUAAUGAAGCAAAACAAACUUAAAGUCUCAGGGAUUUCAGUGAGAUGUAACAAAACUCAGGUUAUACAAAAUCAGCUAGCAGGAGUAUUUGAUGAUCCAGAGGUAGAGGAACAGUGUGGGACAACGAGUUAUUUAAUUCCUUUGCCAACUUAACUCCCUCCCCUCCCCCAACUUUCGUAUUAUAAUGGAGAUAGAAAUAUUUCUCAAAUCUACCUCAUCUAGAAUGUUGCUAAUUGUAGAUCACUAGACAAACAGAAAUGUGUUCUUUCAAUAUAAGGAAGCAUAAUAGUGUAAUAUAAAGCUUUAUGGCUUUCAGUAAAACAACCGAGGAAGAAGAUCCUUAGUACUUUGCCCUAAAUUCUUUUGGCUCUGUUUUGGUGUGGAUAACAAAUCAAAGCGUGCUUUUGUAAAAAACAAGCAAAACAAAUUCAUAAAGCAAAAGGAAGAGAAGGCCAGACUGAAAGGGCUAGGCUAAGGGAAGGUUCAAAUGCAAAGGAUGAGAUGGCAAUAAAAAUGGUUUGAGUUUUCUGAGUAACAGUUAUUGAUAUUCUUCCUAACAGAUGGCUUUCUUGAGUCUGUGUUUUGGCAUGUAAAGCAAGCGUCUCAGUAUAUGUUAAUCUUUAAAUUCUCUUGUUUAUGGUUUUUUUUUGUUUUCUUAGCUUGAAAUUUUCUUGGUUGUACUGACGUGCGUUUGUUCUUCAGUGCAGUUACUUGAUUUGUAAGUUUGUUUAAAGAAUGAAUAAAUGUUUGAAUGUUUUUUGGUAAAAUUGCAUGGUGUUCUGUUGUUGUGUUGUGAAGAUA